AUGCCUCGAGAAGAAGGGCGCCAUGUGGAACGAGUCGUUCCGAAUUCCGAGAGAUUCCGAGACGAGAGACGAGAGAAUCCUCUGCGUCGUGAUGGAUGCCAGCUGCCUCGCGCAACGGAGAUAUCCUCUAUCCUUGGCGAUCUCCCGUCACGGCGGAAAGGCAUUCGAGGAUCUGACAGGUCCCCGAUGCUCUCGUUCCGUCGGUCUCCGUCGGCCUCGUUCGAGGAGAACGUUCCGUCUCGAACGGGGAGAGCCUUUGGACGAUCUCUCCGAUUUCUCGUCCUCGUUGCUCUUCUUCCCGCCUUCGUAAAUGCGAAACUCGGGCCAAGAAAUCGAAGUCGAUUCCCGGAAGACUCGUCUCCUUCGCAUCGCGGUCUCGUUCGGGGAAACGUUUCGGCGGAACGACGAAGUUCGUUCGAUGACGAGUCCCUUCUGUCGUUCUCGAAACCGAAGAGAGACCCGGAUGCGGAUCGAAAGGGACUCUCGCGACACGCACCGCCCGGAACUCCCGAGCGCCGAACGAAUUCCGGUCGUUCCGGGAUCGGCAACCCGCUUCCUCGGGAAACGGCCCUCGAUCGUGGGCACGGAGGUCUGAACGAAAAGCGUCUCCUGCAUUACCUCUUGGAUCACUACAACGUGCUGGAGAGACCGGUGGCCAAUGAAUCCGAUCCCCUGGUCCUCAGCUUCGGCCUCACCCUCAUGCAGAUCAUCGACGUGGGGGCAGAGGAAUCCACGACUCGGAAGGUUCGCGGAAAGAAAGAAAGGUUGCGGGCAUCCAUACGGACGAAAGAGCGAGCAGAAGCAAAGAAUUCGUGCAAGGACUACGCUCUUGCCUCGUAA
This is a messenger RNA of Darwinula stevensoni, 840 nucleotides long. The record is from the annotation of a GenBank genome assembly. NCBI's taxonomy places the organism in Eukaryota, Metazoa, Arthropoda, Ostracoda, Podocopida, Darwinulidae.